AUGGCAUAUGCCCUGUCAACAGAGAGUGAAGAAUCGUACAUAACUUAUAAUAUGUUGAAGGUUACACGCCACCUAUUUAGAUGGACGAAAGAAGUCUCGAAUGUAGAUUAUUAUGAGCGUGCUUUGACAAAUGGUGUAUUCGGCGUUCAAAAAGGAACAAAUUUUGGGUUUUAUUUUUUUAUGUUCUGUUGUUGUGUGAGUGAUUACUCUAUUUUAAGAAGAUUUGUUGAUUAUUGUGAUAGUAAUGUGAUGCUUUAA
Molecule: messenger RNA, 258 nt
Organism: Lathyrus sativus (Indian pea)
Lineage: Eukaryota; Viridiplantae; Streptophyta; Magnoliopsida; Fabales; Fabaceae
Source: the annotation of a GenBank genome assembly